UCCUCCAGCAGAAACAUUUAGAAAUGAAUUUUGUGCUGUAGUUGUCGUGAGUAGAAGAUAACAAGAGUCUUGCGAUGGCGUUCGGUCUGAUUCCUGGAUGUCAUGUAAUGACUGAUCUCCUGACCAUCCGUGAGAAAGGUGUCCUCAUCAGUCUGCUUGAACCUCACUGUAAGCUGAUGAAGUGUACAGUGGCCCAGAUACUGCAGGCCAAAGACAUCGAGGGUGAGAGUCCGAGCUGGAUCUGUUUAGACUGUGGUGUGGUUUGUCUCGUUGAGGAUGAAUCCAGGCAUUCCUUUUUCCUUCGUCUCUACUGUGUCAAGCGUGCCAAGUUACUGUGGGAGCAGGAAUUGUACAUUCCUUUCACGUACACUGCAGCUCGCACGUUCUUCCACUCUUUCCCUGCAGAUGGCAACCAGAUGGGCCUCAACUUUGCAAAUGAGAAUGAGGCAGAGGAAUUUCAUCUUACAGUGGACGCUGCCUGCGAAAAAAUUAACAGCAUGAUUGACAUAGCAAACUUGAAAACAGCCUCAACAAGUGAACCACCUGAUUCACGAAUUGAACCUGCUGGAAGUUUGGAUGAGGGGAAACAGUUCCUCAUGGAUGGACUUUCUACCACACUUACUUCGACCACAAGUUCGUUUAAGGAUCUGGAUCCAACUAUGAGGAGGCUGUUAAUGCAGGCAAGACUCACUGAAAAAGAUCUAAAAGACAAGAACGUUGUUGAGGCUGUUGACUUCAUCAUCAACCAGUUUGGAGGACUAAAGGCUGUGCAGAGAGAGUUGAGGAACAUAGGUUCCGUCUCUCAGACAUUGCCAAGAGCUGCAGGGGAAGAGUAAAGAAACAGUCUUUGCCACUGGUCCCAUCCAUCAAAGAUAGCAGCAAGGGGAGGAAAGAGGGUGAGGGAGGUAGAAAAAAAGGUAAAAGGGAGAUGGGGUGAGGGAAACAGAGAGAAGGGGGUAAAGGUAGAGGGAUAUGGCAGUGAGAGUGUUAAAAGGACAGGCAGUGGGGGGUGAGAGUGGUAGAAAAGGGGUAAUAGAAUAGGUAGAAAAGGUAGAAAGGUGGAGGGAGAUGAAAGGUGGUUGGGGUUGGGGGAGACAGAGGAAAGGGGUAAUAGAGGUGAGGUGGAGAAAAGAAGGGAUGAGGGUGGGAGGAGAUGAUGGAGGCAGGUGGAGAAAAAUUUAAUUAAAGUAAAAAAAUUAAAAUAAAAUCCCUUUGUUGCAGUCUAGUAUUUCUGGAAAUAUGCUUACAUACUGCUGAAGUUGUUUAUGUCCUUCACUGUGAGGCUUCCAAUAAAAGAAUCCUUCAAAGACA
This is a messenger RNA of Stegastes partitus (bicolor damselfish), 1311 nucleotides long. Its product is annotated as neural Wiskott-Aldrich syndrome protein. The transcript is spliced from 8 exons. NCBI's taxonomy places the organism in Eukaryota, Metazoa, Chordata, Actinopteri, Pomacentridae. The record is from RefSeq and is a predicted model, not a curated record. Gene Ontology annotation, biological process: actin filament organization. The coding region runs from base 75 to 836 and encodes 253 amino acids.